Messenger RNA from Oncorhynchus gorbuscha (pink salmon), 1126 nucleotides. RefSeq names its product ras-related protein Rab-26-like. Gene Ontology annotation, molecular function: GTPase activity; GTP binding. The coding region runs from base 319 to 1080 and encodes 253 amino acids. Lineage: Eukaryota; Metazoa; Chordata; Actinopteri; Salmoniformes; Salmonidae. The record is from RefSeq and is a predicted model, not a curated record. The transcript has 9 exons. Gene Ontology annotation, cellular component: Golgi apparatus; endosome.
CGAGCGAGAGAGAGCUGUCAAGUCUGUUUAGAUUUCUGCAUAAGCACUGUUUGAACUGGCAGGAUAUUCAUUCACCAAUGGUAAUUGCGCUCAACGGACAAGGAAAGCUAUACACUCGCAUGUGCACUUAUCAUUUAAAACGACGCGGAUAUGUCUACAGUCAUGAUUUUUACGCACCGGUGAAGCGUAUUUUUUUUCAUAUCAUAGAUUAUUCAAAAGAACAAAGGAUAUUGUCAGAUCAGUGAACACCAUAUUUAUAGCCUAGUUAUUGCACAAGUAAUUAUAUACAACAGGCGGGAAUUCCGUUAAAAGUCAAAUAUGUCCAGGAAAAAGGCAGUGAAAGGCAAGGGAAGCUCCAAAAGCCCGACUGCAUCUCCGAACAAGAGCAAAGACAGCGGGAAAAGUGGUAAAGGGGUCGGAGCCGGGGCUCCAUCCAACGGAUUGGUAUAUCCGAGCCGCCCCUCACUCAGCAACAGUAGGGAGUUUUAUGAUAUCACUUUUAAGGUGAUGCUGGUGGGAGACUCAGGUGUAGGGAAGACUUGCCUGCUGGUUCGCUUCAAGGACGGAGCUUUCUUGGCCGGCAGCUUUAUUUCUACUGUGGGCAUUGACUUCAGGAAUAAAGUGUUGAACAUUGAUGCGCUGAAGGUCAAGCUGCAGAUCUGGGACACUGCUGGGCAAGAAAGGUUCCGCAGCGUCACACACGCCUACUACCGUGAUGCUCAUGCUCUCCUCUUGCUCUACGACGUCACUAACAAGGCCUCCUUUGACAACAUCAAGGCAUGGCUGACAGAGAUCCAUGAGUAUGCUCAGCAGGACGUGGUGCUAAUGCUGCUGGGCAACAAGGCUGAUGUGGCACACGAGAGAGUGGUGAAGAGAGAGGAGGGAGAGAAACUGGCCAAGGUGUUUGGGGUGCCCUUCAUGGAAACCAGUGCUAAGUCUGGCCUGAAUGUGGAGCUGGCAUUCACUGCUGUUGCCAAAGAGCUGAAGCACAGGUCGACGAAGGAGCCUGACGAUCCAAAGUUUCAGCUUCAGGAUUAUGUCAACAAGGAGAUGAAAAGCGCUGGCUGCUGCCACUCAUAAACCUGUCUUCUGUGUGUGUGUGUGUGUGUGUGUGUGUGUGUGUGUG